AGAAGCCUUUGAACAAGUUCAACUGUGUUCCAGGCUGGAGGAACUUUUACUAAAGAAGAAACUCUUAAACAACGGGGAUGCUCCAGAGAUUCAUGCAAAAAAUGGAUGGUUUUCCUCUUGAUGACAGUGUUUUCUUGAUUAAUAUGCAGGUUGAUAAAUUAAAAAUUUUAUCAGAAUCGCUUGCUAACUCUGCUUCAAAAGUUGAAAAGCGUAUUUCAGACCACAAGUUAUUAGCUUUACCUAUCUUUAUUUGUUUUUGUAUAGUAGUGCACCUCUUCCAAGAAUGCGUACCACACCUCGAAAUAGUUCUUUCUUCCUUGACAUAUGAAAAGAAAGAGCUGGGAGGUAGAUUACUGUUGUGGUCUUAUUAGCUACAUGCCUACAGAGAUUUACCUGAAAGAUGCAUUCACAUUUUUCAAGGCUAUUAGACAUGUUCUUCAAUUAGUGCAAUUUUUUACAACUCUAAGAAACAAAAAAUAGAAAUCUAAAUUUCUCAUGGAUAUCUUGGAGGUUUUCCUGACAUCUAAUUUUAUUGGCUAAUGUUAUGGAUCACAAACGUCUAAUUCCCUCCUUUCCCAAAAGAAGAUGAAAAAAGAAAAGAAAAGAAAAGAAAGGAGAAGAAAAAAAGUGAGAAUAUUUUUAUUAAUACUGUUUAUAAAAGCACCUAUAAUGAGGUGCAUCAUUUUUCAUGUUUCUGACUGGUAAUGUGUGCUUCAGGUCAAGGAUCGUCUUUGAUUAUAUGUGUGGGAAUAUUGACUGGCUACACAGAUACAUUAUACAAGGACUUGAGUGGUAAGACACUACUUCAGCUUCCAAAACUCUAUGGUGCAGGCCAUAGACAGGAGAGUUACAAUAUGUACCUCUUCUGGAUCACAAUGAUUGACACACUAUGGCAGAGCCUUGUUCUCUUCUAUGUACUUUUAUUCACCUAUAGGGAGAGCACUAUUGACAUAUGGGGCAUGGGAAGUUUGUGGACGAUUGCAGUUGUUAUCCUAGUUAAUAUGCACUUGGCAAUGGACAUUAAGCGGUGGUUGCUACUUGCUCAUUCUUUAGUUUGGGGAUCAAUAAUCAUUACUUAUGCCUGUGUGGUGGUAUUGGAUUCUAUACCCAUCUUCCCCAAUUACGGGACAAUAUACCAUCUGGCAAAGUCACCUGCAUAUUGGCUCUCCGUCUUGGUUAUAAUAGUCUUAGCAUUACUCCCUCGCUUUAUUGGGAAAGUUAUACAUUAAAAUUUUUGGCCUUCAGAUAUCCAGAUAGCUAGAGAAGCUGAGAUACUGAGAAAAGAACCUAAUUAUUUUGGGUCUAAGCCAGAUCCAGGUUCCAGUUAAUAUGUAUAUACCUUCCUUGCUCUCUGUCUCUGUGGUUGGAGAAAAAUAAUUCUCACCUAUGGGCAUGAGCUUUCUCGAACAGUAACUAGCCAUAUGUUAAACCCCAUGGUCAACCCAUUUUCUCACUUUCA
Molecule: messenger RNA, 1459 nt
Organism: Camellia sinensis
Lineage: Eukaryota; Viridiplantae; Streptophyta; Magnoliopsida; Ericales; Theaceae
Source: RefSeq, a predicted model, not a curated record